UCACCUUCCACUACUGGUUUACCAACCCUGCUCCUGUCCAGCCUUCUUCUUCCCUCCUACCACCAAUGGUUCCUCCACCAACCCCCAUCGCGCAUCGGCCUCACCUCGCUAGCUGCUACGCACCAGAGAGACCUCCAGCUCCAGGUCCCGAUUCCGCAUGGCUCAAGAACAAGCGAAUCCCGAGGAGGUCGUCCUCGGGCAGGAGAUCAACGGCGCGAGGGUGGUCACCCUCAACCGCCCGCGCCAGCUGAAUGGCAUCUCCGACAGAGUGGUCUAUAUCCUAGCCCAGUUCCUGGAGAAGUGGGAGAAAGAUGAUGAUGCCAAGUUGGUCAUCUUCAAGGGAGCUGGACGGGCAUUUUCUGCUGGUGGGGACCUAAAGAUGUUCUAUGAAGGGAGAUCAGAUGAUUCAUGCCUCGAGGUUGUGUAUAGGAUGUACUGGCUCUGCUAUCACAUUCAUACAUACAAGAAAACCACGGUGGCUCUUGUUAAUGGACUUGCCAUGGGUGGAGGUGCAGCCAUGGUUGCUCCACUGAAGUUUGCAGUUGUCACAGAGAAAACAGUUUUUGCCACUCCCGAGGCAAGUGUUGGAUUACACACAGAUUGUAGCUUUUCUUAUAUCCACUCUCGACUCCCUGGAUAUUUAGGGGAGUACCUGGCUUUGACUGGUGCUAGGCUGACUGCAAAGGAAAUGGUUGCUGCUGGUCUUGCUACUCAUUUUGUUCUUUCUGAAAAACUGGAGGAACUCGAAAAGCAAUUACUGAAUUUAAACACAGGUGACGAGUCUGCAGUCCGAGCUGUCAUCGAAGAGUUCUCUAUGGAUGUUCAACCUGAUCAUGAGAGCAUUUUGAACAAGCUUCCAACUAUCAACAAAUGUUUCUCAGCUGAGAGUGUUGAGGAAAUCUUGAAAGCACUUGAAUCAGAAGUGAGCAUCGAUGGAAACCAAUGGAUAGCUCCAGUCCUAAAGAGUAUGAGGAGAUCAUCUCCUACUGCAACGAAGGUCACACUGCGAUCGGUUAGAGAAGGUCGGAAGCAGAGUCUGUCCGAAUGUUUGAAAAAGGAAUUCAGACUAACCAUGAACAUCCUCCGUUCUGUGGUUACUGGCGAUGUUUAUGAGGGUAUUAGAGCUCUGAGUAUCGACAAAGAUAACGCCCCUAAGUGGAGCCCUACUACCAUUGAAGAGGUGAAGAACGAAGACAUUGACUGUGUUUUCCAACCAUUCAGCUCAGAGCAUGAGCUCCAAGUCCCAUCUGAUGAUUUCAAGAGGUGGAGUGGCAAAUACGAGCACACAAUCUAUGCCGAUUCUUCCAACUGAUCGCGCAGGUUCCAGUCUUCUGUAGCAGUAUCCCUUCGUGAUCAGGAAUCGGGACAUAAUGGUCUGGGUGUGUGACUUCGUACCAACUGUUGAGAAGCUAUAUAGUACAGUAUAUGUGAAGCAAUAAAACAUCUGAUGUUUGGUUACAGACACAAGCUCGUCUGAAGAGUGCUCCUUUAUUCUUAUACAAUCGAUUCUUACUAACAGCAUAUUUCUCUGA
Brachypodium distachyon (stiff brome) is the source of this 1532-nucleotide messenger RNA. Its product is annotated as 3-hydroxyisobutyryl-CoA hydrolase-like protein 5. The record is from RefSeq and is a predicted model, not a curated record. The transcript has 15 exons. The coding region runs from base 158 to 1312 and encodes 384 amino acids. Gene Ontology annotation, molecular function: 3-hydroxyisobutyryl-CoA hydrolase activity. Gene Ontology annotation, biological process: L-valine catabolic process. Lineage: Eukaryota; Viridiplantae; Streptophyta; Magnoliopsida; Poales; Poaceae.